Anisakis simplex (herring worm) is the source of this 786-nucleotide messenger RNA. NCBI's taxonomy places the organism in Eukaryota, Metazoa, Nematoda, Chromadorea, Rhabditida, Anisakidae. The record is from the annotation of a GenBank genome assembly.
AUGUCGGCUAAUUACUUCAUGGCUGAUUUGGUGUCCGAUUCGCUGUCGGCCAAAAUGGGUGACGAAUGGACGAACGCAGCCGUUUUUGCGCCAUUCCAAAAUCAACAAGCGCUCGUGAACGAGUAUGCUGAUUGUCUAGCCGUGCGUGCGUUUCUGCGAAUGGUCGAAUUACCAUUUCACCUCGACGAACGUCCCAAUGCAGAGUUUAUGUCACCUACCGGCAAAGUACCCUUUCUGAAGCUACAAGACGUCAUUGUACCCGAAUUUAUGCCAAUCGUUGAUUUUGUAUCAAAAAAGGGUGUACAGUUAUCAGGUGGUUUAACAGAUGCACAACGAGCUGACAUGUACGCGCACAUCGCCCUCAUCGAAGAAGUGCUCAAAAAUGCAGAAUUGUAUAUUCUAUGGAUCGAGGAAUCGACGUAUUCAGAAGUGACACGCCAUCGAUAUGGCUCUGCUUAUUCAUGGCCACUCCAUCAAAUCCUACCGAUGCUAAAGCGUCGUGAGGUGAAUAAAUACUUGAGUGCAUUGGAGUGGCGAACGAAGAGCUUGGAUGAAGUUAUCGAUGAAGCAGAUGCAUGCUUCAAGAGUUUAUCUUUGAAAUUGGCCAAUAAUGACUAUUUUAUGGGCGAUUUACCAACGGAGUUGGAUGCUUUAGCAUUUGGACAUCUCUUCACAAUUUUAACAACUGAAUUGCCAAAUAUGGAUUUGGUCAACUGUUUGCGCAAGUACUCGAACUUAACAGACUUUUGCCGUCUGAUCGAUGAGAAAUAUUUCAAAGCAAAUUGA